Molecule: messenger RNA, 357 nt
Organism: Staurois parvus
Lineage: Eukaryota; Metazoa; Chordata; Amphibia; Anura; Ranidae
Source: the annotation of a GenBank genome assembly
UCAUGCUGCUGCCAGGUCCAGAGUCUGUCCAUGGGUCACUUGUACGGCCUCCCAUUGCUGCUGUCUCCAUCGCCACACUCUGCCAUGUGCCACUUUCGCAGGUCUCCUCACACUGCUGGUGUGUUCCAUUUUUUGUCCAUAGGGUGCUGGCAGAUUACGGGCCUCCCAUAGCUGCUGCCAGGCCCCCUAAUCUGCCAUAGGCCCCUAUAAUACCGCCUCCUCAUGCUGCUGCCAAGUCCAGAGUCUGUCAUGGGUCCCUGUACGGCCUAUCCGAUUUGCUGCUGUCUCCAUCGCCACACUCUGCCAUGUGCCACUUUCAGGUCUCCCUCACACUGCUGGUGUGUUGAAUUUUUUGAC